CGAUUCCUAGCAAGUAAUUUUGGUUCGCUUGGCCCAAAAGAUAUGUUUGGCAUUCUCAGAUUGUUUUGUAUUUCGAUAAUUAUACGAUAGUGAACUGAACAUUUUUAUAGUUGUAAUAAAAAUAAUAAAUUCAUGGAUUUCUAAAGUGCAGUAUAAUUAUUCUUCAAUAAUAUAUAACCGAUUUAAAAUACGUUAUUUAUAUCUGCAAAGGAGGGAAAAUAAAAACUUAAAUUUAUUCUCAAACAGAAAGUUUAGAAAAAAUGUUGGAAGUUGUGUGUAAUGAUCGACUAGGAAAAAAAGUUCGCGUUAAAUGCAACAAUACAGACACAAUUGGCGAUUUGAAAAAGUUAAUCGCUGCUCAAACCGGAACACAUUGGGAGAAAAUAGUACUGAAAAAAUGGUACACGAUUUUCAAAGAUCACAUUACACUUCAGGACUAUGAAAUACACGAUGGGAUGAAUCUGGAACUAUACUACCAAUGAACGGAUGUAUCUAAGAAAUUAAAUAUAUUUUAUUAUUAAUUACAAUUUUUUUAUUCGUGACACUGUAUCUAUAAUCUCUGCUUCAGUUUUGAUGUACAAAGUUAAUGAAGUAACUUGAGAGAAUGAAUAAAGCCGAGAUUCAAUUUGAGUAU
Belonocnema kinseyi is the source of this 634-nucleotide messenger RNA. RefSeq names its product ubiquitin-like protein 5 (gene ubl). Gene Ontology annotation, cellular component: nucleus; cytoplasm. NCBI's taxonomy places the organism in Eukaryota, Metazoa, Arthropoda, Insecta, Hymenoptera, Cynipidae. The record is from RefSeq and is a predicted model, not a curated record. Gene Ontology annotation, biological process: protein modification process; mRNA splicing, via spliceosome. Gene Ontology annotation, molecular function: protein binding; protein tag activity. Bases 261 to 482 code for a protein of 73 amino acids. The transcript is spliced from 3 exons.